AUGAAGCUGGUUAUCGUUGAAAACAACCAGGGAAAUGUUGGAGGGACUUCACAUCAAUCUGUGAACAUUGAUCACAAAAGGCAGGUGGUGAACAUAGACAACAACAACGGCUGGAAUUCUUGGAGCUCCGUCAUGGAUUACCAUACUGGUUUCAUGGCAACCCGACUAUUGUCCAAGAAAGCCUGCUUCAUCGUCAGAAUGAAUAAGCAGAUUGUGCCAGAAAUAACUACUCUUCCCAAAGCCAUCCGGGAAAAGCAGAAGGACCCUCGAAAUGGACCUGCCCCAAAGGAGGUCUCCUUCACCGUUUCCCCUAAGACAAUUCCAGACCUAUCCGUCUACGGGAAGCAGGUGCAGACAUUUUGCCGGGGGAUCCCCAGCUAUCUUGCUUCUGAAGUUAAAAAGCCCAGCUUUUUCUUCGCAAGAAGCGCCUGCACCCGACUGAACAUCCUCUUCCUCUUCCACUUCUGCUACUGUCACGAAACCCUGAUUGAGUAA
Molecule: messenger RNA, 495 nt
Organism: Protobothrops mucrosquamatus (brown spotted pit viper)
Lineage: Eukaryota; Metazoa; Chordata; Lepidosauria; Squamata; Viperidae
Gene: GKN1
Product: gastrokine 1
Exons: 5
Coding region: 1-495 (164 amino acids)
Biological process (GO): regulation of cell population proliferation
Source: RefSeq, a predicted model, not a curated record